UGAGACUCUAUGGAAGGGCGGAGAAAGUGGGAGGGAGAACGGAGCUCCGGGAGAGGAAGAUCCCGCUGCCAGGAUCCACCACAACGCCAGUUCGCAACGGUCACGGUGCUAGAGACGACGGUCCCUCUCCGAUUUCACCAGAGUUUUACACACAGAGAGUAACACAGCUGGGCGUAUUUUUCUUUUUUGUUUUCAAUUUGAAGCCAUUUCAUUCAUCAUUUCUAUCCUGUACUUUCAAUCUACGACGUUCGGCAUUGAUCGAAAGGAGCCUGCCGUCUUUUUUCGCCAUUAAAGAUGCCUCUGGGUGCCGGAGAAAAGUCGGCCGUCUGGCUCUUGGCCCUUUUCGUAAUCACACUGCCGAUUGUUUUGGCCCAAGUUCCGCAAGCCAAAACGAACGUCCGCGAAAAGGAGAAACAAAUCCUGGACAAAAUUCUGCAGCCCAACCUUUACGAUAGAAGAAUCCGUCCGUCAGGAGCCAAUGGAACAGAUGGACCAACGAUUGUCGUCAUCAAUUUGAUGUUCCGCAGUUUCCCGACCAUUAGCGACAACAAGAUGGAAUAUUCGACCAUCUUGACGUUCCGAGAAGAAUGGCUGGACGAGAGACUCAAGUACAACGAUUUCAAUGGCAAAAUCAAAUAUCUGACGCUAACGGAUCCCUACAAAGUCUGGAUGCCCGACCUCUUCUUCUCCAACGAGCGUGAGGGACAUUUUCACGAUAUCAUCGUCCCCAACGUUUACGUCCGCAUCUUUCCCAACGGCGCUGUCCUCUACAGUAUUCGUAUAUCACUGACGCUUUCGUGUCCGAUGAACCUCAAGUUGUAUCCGCUCGACAGACAAACAUGCACUCUCUCCAUGAUCAGCUACGGAUGGACCACCGAAGAUUUGGUGUUCCAGUGGAAGCAGGUCGAUCCUGUUCAAGUGGCGAGAAACAUGCACCUACCCCGUUUCAUCCUCGAAAAGUUUCAGACGGAUUUGUGCAACAGCAUCACCAACACAGGCGAGUACUCGUGUCUGAAAGUGAACUUGCUGUUCAAACGCGAGUUCUCCUACUACCUGAUCCAGAUCUACAUUCCCUGCUGCAUGUUGGUCAUCGUCUCGUGGGUUUCAUUCUGGCUGGAUUCGAAUGCCGUUCCGGCUCGCGUCUCGCUAGGAGUGACCACUCUACUCACGAUGGCCACCCAAACGACCGGCAUCAAUAACUCUCUGCCGCCCGUCUCCUACACAAAGGCUAUUGACGUGUGGACGGGUGUUUGUUUGACGUUCGUGUUUGGCGCUCUGCUGGAGUUUGCGCUGGUCAAUUACGCCUCGCGUUCGGACGCCCACCGGGAGAAACUGAAAAAGCAAAGGCGCCAGUGGGAAAUGGAAAGGGAGCGGGACCAACAAGCUCUGGUGAUGGAGGCCGCAGCGGCCGUUGUCGAAAGCCGGAUGGAUGACGGCUCCACUACAUUUGCCAUGAAACCAUUACCUCGACUACGAAAUGACGGCAUCUCGCUAGACAAGUCACGUCCCCAACAUUCAACUUACGACUUCCACCUCGGGAUCCGGAGCUCCUCCGCCAGUAAUAAUUCAAACUGUUGGCGAUCGUGGAUCUCCAAAUUUCCGUCGCGCUCCAAGCGCAUUGACGUCAUCUCUCGCAUCAUCUUCCCGGUAAUGUUUGCACUUUUCAACUUGAUCUACUGGUCCACCUACCUCUUCCGUGAAGGAAGUGAAGAAGAGUAAAGCAAAGAAAACAAAUAGAAAUGGCGACCGGACUGUUUAAGAAACUGAAGAGCUGAACCUUUCUAUAGCUCUUUUCCGUUACGUAUUUCAUCGUGUCUCUCGCGUUCCAAUACCCACCAUCGCUCCUCUAUCCUCUAUUUGUUAUUUCAACAAGACAUUCAGUUACCGAUGUCGCGCUCAACCAAAUUUCAGAGCUAAAAAAAAAUAAGGUUGUUCUAAGAAGAAAAACAAAUGACAAAAAAAGAUGGUAUAAUGACACACUGCUCAGAUUUUGAAUUUGAAUUUGUACUGUACACGUUGGCUGUCACUCUUGUAUAACUAAAGACAAUCUAUUCGAUUCAGUAACUAUUUUCUCAAUGUGUGAUUUGUGACAUUUUUCCUUUUGGCGCCAGACGGUUUCCAGCAGCCAUUGCUGGCCCGCGCCAUUCGUUAACAAACGGAAGACGCCCUCCCUCGUCAUCAAAUGUCACCAAAUUCAAACUUAUCAAAUCUGCUGUUGUCUGUUCGACGUUAUAAUAUAUCAAUCAAAUAGCUGUUGUCGUGUAAGCUUUUAUUCCCUCCGUUCAAAGGUGUUUCCCCCACACUAUUUGAUGAUAUUCAUGAAAGAAAAAAUAAAGAGAAAAAGAAAUAAAAACUAAUUCAAUACACACACAUGUAUUCUCGCUGCAAUGAGAAACACAUCUCCAUUUUGAAAUGUAUCAAUCAGAAAUCGUCGCUCAGCGUUUGGUUGAAGGUUUUCAACGGAUCGCUCUCCUGUUCCGAGCUGUUUGCGACUGUAGUUGAAUCUAAUGAAAUGAUCUGGCCGGAUUGAUUGACUGGCGGAACGGCAGAAAGCGCAGGAGCCUCGACGGCGUCCAGU
Molecule: messenger RNA, 2578 nt
Organism: Daphnia pulicaria
Lineage: Eukaryota; Metazoa; Arthropoda; Branchiopoda; Diplostraca; Daphniidae
Product: glutamate-gated chloride channel-like
Exons: 11
Coding region: 295-1719 (474 amino acids)
Biological process (GO): signal transduction; chemical synaptic transmission; nervous system process
Cellular component (GO): membrane; neuron projection; synapse
Molecular function (GO): neurotransmitter receptor activity; transmembrane signaling receptor activity; extracellular ligand-gated monoatomic ion channel activity
Source: RefSeq, a predicted model, not a curated record